Molecule: messenger RNA, 1171 nt
Organism: Botrytis cinerea B05.10
Lineage: Eukaryota; Fungi; Ascomycota; Leotiomycetes; Helotiales; Sclerotiniaceae
Exons: 1
Coding region: 267-1088 (273 amino acids)
Biological process (GO): fatty acid beta-oxidation
Cellular component (GO): mitochondrion
Molecular function (GO): enoyl-CoA hydratase activity
Source: RefSeq, a predicted model, not a curated record
GGUCAUUCAAGUAUUUAGGCUAUGAUACAUGCCCCUGCGGACCUGUAGCAAGUUUACCGAGGUCUCCGGCAUCUUCUCCACAAAAUAUGGAGACACCAUCAUUGACAACGCAUUUUCAGCUACAGCAGAUCUAAGCAACUAGGUACGUAAAUUAAAAUCUGUACGAUAAUCAUUGCACAAUUUUCCCUUUUGCUCUCUUGAUCUUAUCUCGAUUUUCUACUCUGCACAUCCCUUCAACUAUACCCCGCCAUCGCAAAUCCCACAAUAUGUCCACCGGUACACCCCUCAAAAACACACUGCUAUCCUUUCCAACAGCUUCCACUCUCCUCAUAACCAUCAACCGACCUUCGUCGCUCAACUGCCUCGAUACCUUUACCCACAACGAACUCGAUCGAGUUUUCAGAUGGUUUGACGCCGAGCCCGGUCUUCGAUGUGCCAUCUUAACGGGUGUCGGGAGGAGUUUCUGCGCAGGCGCAGAUCUCAAAGAGUGGGAUUCCAAUAAUUCGUUAUCUACUUCCGCCUCGAGUCAAGCUCGUUCAUUACCAACAUCUGGUUUUGGAGGUUUAAGUCGGAGAGGUGGAAAGAAACCUAUCAUAUGUGCUGUGAACGGGAUCUGUUUUGGGGGUGGCUGUGAGAUGAUCAUAAAUGCAGAUAUGGUGAUUGCAGAAUCUCAUGCUGUGUUUGCGUUACCAGAGGUGAAAAUCGGAGUUGUGGCACUUGCUGGAGCAUUGACUCGGUUAGUUAGGACGGUAGGAAAACAAAGAGCUAUGGAAAUGGCGUUGACAGGAAGAACACUUGGGGCUGAAGAGGCGAUGGAAUGGGGGUUGGUCAAUAGGGUUGUAGGAACUGGAAAGAGUGUUGAGGAAGCUAUCAAACUGGCGGAGCUGAUAGCAGCAAACAGUCCAGAUAGUGUUAUUGUGAGUAGAGAAGGUAUCAAGAUGGGAUGGGAAGGUGUUGGUGCGGAGGAAGGGACUAGAUUGAUUGAACAAAAUUGGUACAGUAGAAUGGACAAGGGACCAAAUAUGAAGGAAGGAGUGAGGAGUUUCGUGGAGAAGAGGAAACCGAAUUGGGUACCCAGUAAAUUGUGAUUUUUUGUUUUUCUUUUUUUGUAUUUAGCUAGAUUAUAUCCCCUCUGUUGAGCAGUCAUAAAUUGUACGUCAUGAAACAUGCA